Molecule: messenger RNA, 2629 nt
Organism: Cyclopterus lumpus (lumpfish)
Lineage: Eukaryota; Metazoa; Chordata; Actinopteri; Perciformes; Cyclopteridae
Gene: nat8
Product: N-acetyltransferase 8
Exons: 2
Coding region: 170-844 (224 amino acids)
Molecular function (GO): N-acetyltransferase activity
Source: RefSeq, a predicted model, not a curated record
UCCAUCCAAUCCGAGGUUAGAGGGGAACAAGAGACAAACGAAAUGAGACGUUACUGACUUCUGGAAACUUUGCUACCUUCAGCGACUCUCUCUCUCUCUACACCCAUGCGCUCAGCUCACCCAUAACCCACUGGUACAAAGCAUUAAAUACAACACGCAGGGCUGAGCCAUGGCCAGUAUUCAGAUCCGGAGGUAUCAGGAUGCCGACGUCGAGGCAGUGAAGGAGAUCUUCACCAUGGGGAUGAGCGAGCACGUGCCUUCGACCUUCAUGCAUCUCCUAAAACAGCCGCCGACCCAGAUGGUACUUAUGUGCGUGUUCUGUGCUCUCAUGACCAGCUCCAAAUCCUUCCUGCUACCAAUCCUCGCCGUCACCCUCCUCCUGGCCGGGGCCAGGCAGUUCGUCGUCUACAUCUUCAACCGUUACAUCGACACCUCUCUCAGGAAGGACCUCGACGACAUCAACGGAACCUACAUGGAGAAGAAGGACUCGUGUUUUUGGGUGGCUGAAGUUGAAGACCGGGUGGUGGGCAUCGUGGCCUGCCUUCCUAACGAGAAUGCGCCAGCGUGCUUGGAGUUGAAACGCAUGUCUGUACUCCGCAGUCACCGCGGAAUGGGCAUCGCUAAGACCCUGUGUCGGACAGUAGCCGGCUUUACCCGUGACAGAGGUUAUGCAGCGGUCAUCCUCUACACAUCUGUGGUGCAGACAGAUGCUCAGAAGCUGUAUGAGCACAUGGGCUACGAGAAGAUAAGAGAGUUCGUUGUUCCAGAGAUGGCUGCCAAAAUCACAAACUUCACUCUGUUUGAAUACAGACUCGAUUUACAGAAAGAUGGGAAAAGUGACUGAGUGGUCUUUUUAAAGUGAGACACGCAAGGACUGUUUGACAUUUCGCGGCGACGAUACUGUCCAUUCACUCACUUUCUUUGCUUAUGCCUAACCAGCAUGCAUUGCUCUUACGGCAGCCAAACACUCGGGACAGGUCAUGUGACAGUAUCCACAUGAGGAACUGUUUACUCCACACACGUGCAGUAAAAAGGUCAGCAUGUUUCCUCUCCUUUCAAACUAUUCUUAGUUGAUAGUAACAUCUGCUAACGCUCGAAGUCAUUUGAUCAUUUAAUUACUUAGAAUAAGCAAAUAGAUAUGAACAUGCUCUUACGAUUUCCUAGCAUUUGUUUAUUUUGCAUUACCACUAGGGAUCCGAUACUCUGAAUUAAUAUUGACCAUGAUACUGAUCUGAGUAAGCGGAUCAUGACAUGACCAAUCCACAUAAAACACAAUUUUGUUAUUGAUUUGGAUUUAUUAGGUCAUGGCCAACUCCGUUUUAAGUCCCAGAUUAAUCGCCAGAAUCUGUUACCUGACAUAAAAAUUAUUCCAAUCGAUUUUGUGAGGUCUACAGACUUUUAAUUUGGAGAAAAAUAGAGCAGUGGUACUCGGUAUCAUAAUCGGUAGGUAACGGGGAGAGGAGGUGGGACUCUGGCAUCCCUUCCUGUUAUUGUCCUGUGGUCAGUUUACCAGAACCAUGUCCUGAGAUUAUGUUUCAGUACAAAUUAGAUGGUUGUGAAUCUGUAAACAAUAAAGUGCUUGAGAUAGUUGGGAAGCUGCAGGUCUGAUUUUAGGAUAUUAAUGCUUUAAUAGCAUACUUCACACAUUCCUUACACAUCAGCAUUAACAAAGGAGAGCCCAUCCUGUGCUGCUCUCAACACUUAAUGUACCGAGGUAUAAAAGUAUUGUCCUCUGACAUAUUCCAUAUACGUGUGUUAUUUCUACUUCACCGUUUCAUCUAAAAAUAACCAUUCUUUCAGUUCCCCAUUUUCUGCUAAUGAGCUGUGUUAUAUCUCCAGAGCAAUCUCACCAGUUGUCAGAUUUGUUCAUACCAGGAAUAGAAAUGUGCUCAGGGAAGUUUUUUCCAGUUGCUCUCUCUGAAACAGCCCUGCAGCUUUUUUUUUUCAAGUCAUCACAUUUCUUCUGCUGGUGGCCGAAAAGAGUCGGUCACCCAUUCAGCCAAACAGGAAGAACGAGUCUCUGCUUUAUGCAAGCCGGAGGAAGGUUGUGGACACGGGGGGGCGAGGAUCCUGCCGGCAGCUGAACCACAUUUUGAUGGGUUUGGGCAAUACUGAAGUUCUGCCCUGGGCUUUGUUUUGCAUCCCAGAUGCUACACGGUUCCUGACUGAUGCUCACAAGCUGGGAAGUUGUCAGAUUGUUUUAUUUUGGUUUCAUAUCAAUCUUGUAAAUUAACAACAAUUAUUAACUUUUGGAUUCAUGGUCCCCAAGGAUACAUUUGUCUGCCAGGUUAUAAAGUGAAACAGAGAACACACACACGCACAAAAUAAUAAAAUACAGCAUAGAAGAAAUGUGGAUGCACAAGCAAUGUAGUUUAAUUGUCUUUUCAUUAACAUGGUUGAUUUUGUUUUCAUGUUUAUUCUCAAAUGUUUUUUUGGGGGGGAAAUGUCAAUUUCCCUUGUCUUUCUUAGUCCUUUGUAUUAUUUUUCUUAUUUAAACAUAAUUUAUCAAAGUUAAUUCAACAUUAAUAUUUGCCUUGCUUACAGUUUAAACACACGACAAAGAGUAACAUGACAUUGUGUCAGUGGUAUAAUGUACAAAAUGAUCUAUUAAAUAAUUAUUCACACGAUA